CUUACAUAAGGAUCUAGAGUCGCUGUCAGACUGACAGUCAGGGACAUUGCACAUCCCUAUAAUCAUGAAGUACCUGCUAUGCGUCUUUGUACUAAUAGCCGGAUCUUGUGCCUUCGCCCAAGACGACAAAGGCCUUCUCAACCCCGACACCAAUGAUGCCCUACCAUCAUCACAUCCAGUUCUGAAUGCUGCCGCUGAAGAUGUCCCGACCGAAACUCACUCCAGGCAACGAAGGUCCUUUUUCGUACCCCGGGUCGUACCCCGGGUCGUCCCCCUACCUCGUCCCAUAACAAGACCCCAACUGGUUCCUCCCCCGAUUCCACCAAAGAAAAUCAACCCUAAGGACUACCUCGUGCGACGAUCAGUUCCCGACGUCGAAAAAGUGCUGAACGCGGACAUCGAGGGCCCCAUAUCGGACACGAACUCGGGACAAGGAGAAGCAUUUGUACCACCCGUGGGGCCUCCAAAAAAGGAGAAUUCUCCCAACCACGUGGUGCGUCGAUCUCCCCUUUACAUUCCAGAGCGUCACCCCUACCCCAGGCCUGGCUACCCCACCUUCCCGAGGAGACCUCCUCCCAGGCCUCUGCCUUGGAAGUACCUGAAUAUGACUGAGAGCGAAGCCUGGACGUGCGCGUUAGAUUCUUUCUUCGGUUACGAACCAGAAUCAGCGUUUCUGUAGAUGGUUUUCUACACGACUGAAUAAACUACCUAUUUGACGCG
Ornithodoros turicata is the source of this 720-nucleotide messenger RNA. RefSeq lists its product as uncharacterized. The transcript has 2 exons. The record is from RefSeq and is a predicted model, not a curated record. NCBI's taxonomy places the organism in Eukaryota, Metazoa, Arthropoda, Arachnida, Ixodida, Argasidae. The coding region runs from base 65 to 679 and encodes 204 amino acids.